This is a messenger RNA of Hibiscus syriacus, 1065 nucleotides long. Its product is annotated as pollen-specific leucine-rich repeat extensin-like protein 1. The record is from RefSeq and is a predicted model, not a curated record. The transcript has a single exon. Bases 1 to 1065 code for a protein of 354 amino acids. NCBI's taxonomy places the organism in Eukaryota, Viridiplantae, Streptophyta, Magnoliopsida, Malvales, Malvaceae.
AUGAGCAGUUCAUUCAAGAUGGAUGAAGAAGAAUCAAAAGAUGAUAAAGUUCCUUCCAAAUCUCAUACUUCAAAUCCUCUCUUGAACCAUACCAAUCCACCAACUUCUCCAAGAAAGAAACAAGCAGAGCCGCCACUUUCAGCUCGGAAAGUGGAGCAACUAGAAAAAGCUAAACAAGCCACCAGUGGAGUGAUUCCUUCAAAACAUGAUCAACAGCAAAGUCCGAUGGAGGACCCUCCUUCAAAAGAUCGAAAGAACCAGAACCAGAGCCAACCGCCGCCUCCAGUUCGGACCCUGGAGCAACCAGUAAAAGAUAAACCGCCCUUCGACGGAGUAAUUCCUUCAAAACAUGAUCAUGAACGUAAACAGCACCGUUCGAUGGAGGACCCUCCUUCAAAAGAUAUCCAGAACAAGAAAGAGACGCCGCCUCCAGCUCGGAAUGCGGAGCAACCAGAAAAAGAUAGAUUACCUCCUUCAAAACACGAUCAUCAACCUAAGCAGCACCGUCAGUUGGAGGAGCCUCCUUCAAAAGAUAGAAAGAACCAGAACCAAAACCAGCCACCCCCGCCUCCAGCUCGGACCGUGGAGCAACAGCAAAAAGAUGGACAAACUCCUUCAAAACACGAUCAUCAACGUAACCAGCUCCGUUCAAUUGAGGACCCUCCUUCAAAAGAUCGACAGAACCAGAACCAGCUGCCGCCUCCAGCUCGGAACGUGGAACAGACAGAAAAAGAUAGGCAACCUCUUUCAAAACACGAUCAUCAACCUAAACAGCACCGUCCGGUGGAGAAAAACCAGCCACUCCCAUCUUCAGCUCGGAUCGUGAAGCAACCAAAAAACGAUAGACAGCCCUUCAAUGGAGUAACUCCUCCAAUGGAGGAUCUUCCUUCGAAAGAACUGAAGGAGCAGAACAAGCCGCCGUCGCCGCCGCAGCAGCCUCCUGCAGACUUCCUUAUACAAUCGGACGAACCGCCGGUGCUUCCGCCGGCUCCUCCUCCUGAUCCGCCUGAGACUGAUAAAGGUUUCUGUUCCAAGUGGUGCUGCUGCUGUCGCGGCAUCUUCUAA